CGCCUGCGCAUCAGGCGAAGCGCGUGCUGCGUGGUGCAGCUUUGGUGGUCGCUGGCGCCAGCCCUCAGAGGUUGAAUUAAAGAAAAGACUUUAUCGGAAGAUGGCCACUGCACAAUUGCAAAGAACUUCCAUGAGUGCAUUGGUGUUUCCCAAUAAGAUAUCAACAGAGCAACAGUCUCUAGUGUUAGUGAAGAGGCUCCUAGCAGUUUCAGUAUCCUGCAUCACAUAUUUGAGAGGAAUAUUUCCGGAAUGUGCUUAUGGAACAAGAUAUCUAGAUGAUCUUUGUGUCAAAAUUCUGAGAGAAGAUAAAAACUGUCCAGGAUCUACACAGUUAGUGAAGUGGAUGCUAGGAUGCUAUGAUGCUUUACAAAAAAAAUACCUAAGGAUGGUUGUUCUAGCUGUAUACACCAAUCCAGAAGACCCUCAGACAAUUUCAGAAUGUUACCAAUUUAAAUUCAAGUACUCUAGUAAUGGACCAAUCAUGGACUUCAUAAGUAAAAACCAAAAUAGUGAAUCUAGUAUGUCAUCUGCUGACACCAAGAAAGCAAGUAUUCUCCUCAUUCGCAAGAUUUAUAUUCUAAUGCAAAAUCUGGGACCUUUACCUAAUGAUGUUUGUUUGACCAUGAAACUUUUUUACUACGAUGAAGUUACACCCCCAGAUUACCAGCCUCCAGGUUUUAAGGAUGGUGAUUGUGAAGGAGUGAUAUUUGAAGGGGAGCCUAUGUACUUAAAUGUGGGAGAAGUCCCAACACCUUUUCACACCUUCAAAGUAAAAGUGACUACUGAGAAAGAACGAAUGGAAAAUAUUGAUUCAGCUAUAUUGUCUCCAAAACAAUUAAAAACACCACUUCAAAAAAUUCUCAUGGACAAAGAUGAUGUAGAAGAUGAACAGGAGCAUUAUAUAAGUGAUGAUUUUGACAUUGAAACUAAAAUGGAAGAGCAGAAAAAAAACCCUGGAUCUUCUGAACUUGGAGAACCAAGUUUAAUUUGUGAGGAAGAUGAAAUUAUGAGGUCUAAACAAAGUCUAGAUCUUUCAAUUUCUCAUUCUCAGGUUGAACAGUUAGUCAGUAAAACAUCUGAACUUGAUGUGUCUGAAAGUAAAACAAGAAGUGGAAAAAUCUUUCAGAAUAAAAUGGCUAAUGGAAAUCAACCAGUAAAAUCUUCUAAAGAAAAUCGGAAGAGAAGUCAACUCGAACCUGGGAAAACAGUCCUUCAUCACUUUGAUUCUUCUAGUCAAGAGUCAGUGCCAAAAAGAAGAAAGUUUAGUGAACCAAGGGAGCGUAUAUAAAAAUUAUUUUUUUCUUCUGCACGUUUGCGAAGUAUUCAACAUUUAAACUACAGUACACUGUAUUACUAUUUUAACGUGUAUUUGCCCUACCUGUGAAAAUUUAUAUGUAAUCUUAAGCAGUUAGUACAGUAAAAUGAAUUUUUAGCUGUCAUAUAUUGUGAUCCUUAGUCUUAUCUGAGACAAUGCAAGAGAACUUUUGAAUAAAACCAAAAGUACCAGUGUCAUAAUUGAUUUUGCUCAUUAUCUACUCAAUAUUGAUCUAUCUUCCAUUUUGGUGGAUACUUCCUUUAAACAUAUAUUAACUUUUAAGGCCCUCUAGAGCCAAUUUUAAAAACAAAUAAUGUUUAUUUUGUUAUUAAAUUUUGGUAGGAAUUUACUUUUUACUUAUGUUAAAACUAUAACACUUAACUGGCUGUUUGUCCCGGUGUCAUUAAAACAAUGUUCUUCGGUGCUUUGAUAGAGUAUAUUAACAUAGUAAUACAGAACAUACCAUUAAAAAUUGGUAAUGGUCAUAUUUUAAAUAUGUCACUGUGUGUCUGGAUUUACUAUGUUGGGCGCAACUGCCAAAAGAACUGGCGUAAGUGGCAACAGAAUACUCUAGAAGAACAAGGAAUUGAGACAAUGACUCGGGUCAGAGCUUGGAGACCUUCUCAGCUGCAUACUUCUGGAGCCAGGUGGUAGAACUGGGAACAAGGCUGGCAUCUGAUAGGAGGAUUUUGUAAAGGCAGAGGCAAAAUAAGGGGCUGACAAGGAAGGGAAGAGGAGAUAAAAAAUUACUAUUCUGGGACAACAUUUUCUACUUCCUAUCCGAGUGACUUAAGUAAAAUUUAGUUGUGCUUUUUUUUUUUUUAAUCUUUUAAAACUUUUUUUUUACUUCAAGGCAAAAUGAGGACUGAUUUUUAAGGUCUGGCAUUUUGGGCAGCAUAAAUAAAAUAUUG
Messenger RNA from Zalophus californianus (California sea lion), 2226 nucleotides. It is a transcript of the gene HORMAD1, whose product is annotated as HORMA domain containing 1. The record is from RefSeq and is a predicted model, not a curated record. The transcript has 15 exons. Lineage: Eukaryota; Metazoa; Chordata; Mammalia; Carnivora; Otariidae. The coding region runs from base 101 to 1288 and encodes 395 amino acids.